Messenger RNA from Rangifer tarandus platyrhynchus (Svalbard reindeer), 2172 nucleotides. The record is from the annotation of a GenBank genome assembly. Lineage: Eukaryota; Metazoa; Chordata; Mammalia; Artiodactyla; Cervidae.
AUGGACUCGUCGCUUCAGGCUCGCCUGUUUCCUGGUCUCACCAUCAAGAUCCAGCGCAGUAAUGGCAUAAUUCACAGUGCCAGUAUAAGCACUGUGAACUUGGAGAAAUCCUGCGUUUCAGUGGAAUGGAAAGAAGGAGGAGAUACAAAGGGCAAAGAGGUAGAUUUUGAUGAUGUGGCUGCAGUAAACCCAGAACUCUUACAGCUUCCUCCCUUACACACGAAGGACAAUCUUCCCCUGCAGGAGAAUGUAACGGUUCAGAAACAAAAGCGCAGAUCAGUCAGCUCCAAAAUUCCUGCUCCAAAGGAAGGUGUCCGAGGCCGCUCUACUCGCAUGUCCACUGUCUCAGAGGUUCGAAUCACCACUCAGGAGAAUGAUAUGGAGGUGGAGCUGCCUGCAUCUGCAAAUUCCCGCAAACAGUUUUCAGUUUCCACCGGCCCCUCUAGGCCCUCCUGCCCUGCAGUGGGUGAAAUACCAUUGACGAUGGUCAGCAAGGAGGUGGAAGAGCAAGUCCACUCCAUCCGAGACAGCUCUUCUGCAAACUCUGUGAAGUCAGUUCGGAGGAAAUCAUGUAUUGUGAAGGAAAUGGAAAAAAUGAAGAACAAGCGAGAAGAGAAAAGAGCCCAGAACUCUGAAAUGAGAAUAAAGCGAGCUCAGGAGUAUGACAACAGUUUUCCAAACUGGGAAUUUGCCCGCAUGAUUAAAGAAUUUCGAGCUACUUUGGAAUGUCACCCGCUUACUGCAGCUGAUCCAAUUGAAGAGCACAGGAUAUGUGUCUGUGUUAGGAAACGCCCACUGAAUAAACAAGAGUUGGCCAAGAAAGAAAUUGAUGUGAUUUCCGUUCCUAGCAAGUGUGUCCUCUUGGUCCAUGAGCCCAAGUUAAAAGUGGACUUAACAAAGUAUCUGGAGAACCAAGCAUUCUGCUUUGACUUCGCAUUUGAUGAAACAACUUCAAAUGAAGUCGUCUACAGGUUCACAGCAAGGCCACUGGUACAAACAAUCUUUGAAGGCGGAAAGGCAACCUGUUUUGCGUACGGCCAGACGGGAAGUGGCAAGACUCAUACGAUGGGUGGAGACCUCUAUGGAAAAACCCAGAACGCAUCCAAAGGGAUCUAUGCGAUGGCCUCCCGGGAUGUCUUCCUCCUGAAGAAUCAGCCCAGAUACCGGAGACUGGACCUGGAAGUCUAUGUGACAUUCUUCGAAAUCUAUAAUGGGAAGCUGUUCGACCUGCUCAAUAAGAAGGCCAAGCUGCGCGUGCUGGAGGACGGCAAGCAGCAGGUGCAGGUGGUGGGGCUGCAGGAGCGCCUGGUGAGCUGUGCUGACGACGUCAUCAAGAUGAUCGACAUAGGCAGUGCCUGCAGGACCUCUGGGCAGACAUUUGCCAACUCCAACUCUUCCCGCUCCCACGCCUGCUUCCAGAUUCUUCUUCGAACCAAAGGGAGAGUGCAUGGCAAGUUCUCUUUGGUGGAUCUGGCAGGGAACGAGCGAGGCGCAGACACUUCCAGUGCCGAUCGGCAGACCCGCAUGGAGGGUGCAGAAAUCAACAAGAGUCUCCUGGCUCUGAAGGAAUGCAUCAGGGCCCUAGGACAGAACAAGGCCCACACCCCAUUCCGCGAGAGCAAGCUGACACAGGUGUUGAGGGACUCCUUUAUUGGUGAGAACUCAAGGACCUGCAUGAUCGCCAUGAUCUCACCAGGCAUAAGCUCCUGUGAAUAUACUUUAAAUACACUAAGAUAUGCGGACAGGGUCAAGGAGCUGAGCCCCCACAGUGGACCCAGUGGGGAGCAGCCAAUUCAGAUGGAAACAGAAGAGAUGGAAGCCAGCUCCAACGGGGCCCUGAGUGCAGGCAAUUUCUCCAAGGAAGAGGACGAACUGUCUUCCCAGAUGUCCAGCUUCAAUGAAGCCAUGACUCAGAUCAGGGAGCUGGAAGAAAGGGCCAUGGAAGAGCUCAAGGAGAUCAUACAGCAAGGGCCAGACUGGCUGGAGCUCUCCGAGAUGGCUGAGCAACCAGACUAUGACCUGGAGACCUUUGUGAAUAAAGCAGACUGUGCCCUGGCCCAACAAGCAAAGCACUUCUCAGCCCUGCGAGAUGUCAUCAAGGCCUUGCGCCUGGCCAUGCAGCUAGAAGAGCAGGCCAGCAAACAAAUAAGCAGCAAGAAACGGCCCCAGUGA